CAGAGACGAUGAUCAAGCGACAUCGGUUAUUCACAAGAGGCAAAAAUAAAAGGAUACUGCCCUCAAGAUGAACGUAGGCAUUACGUUGACUUGCAUUGGCGUGCUUUUCAUCGGAGUUGCUUUGGCCCAAGAGACACUGAAGCCUGAAGCUCGGCCAGCACAGGCUGUACAGCUGGCACCAAGACCGCAGGCAGUACCUUCUGACGCUUCGGGACCCAUCAGCAGAAAUCUACGUGCAGGACGUGCAAAGCGAUCGUUUUAUGGUUUUGGUUAUGGCUUAGGAUAUGGUUAUGGUUUAGGCUACGGAUACCCUUACGGCUAUGGUUACGGUUACGGCUAUCCAUACGGGCCCUAUGGCGUCUAUGGUGAAUUCUAUGGGGGCUUCUACCCUCGAUACUACGGCGCGUGGUGGUAGGCCAGUUAUGUAAGGGACCGUCGACUAGUCCGAUAUAUAGUCCUGAGUUUGAAAAAAAAAAAUUAGAAAGUGAACGUUUGUUCCAAAUUUAAAACCGAUGAGGUCGAUUGGCAAGCUGAAGCCUUUUUCUCUACUAUUGAAGUGUGUAUAUCAUUGUUGAGUUGAACAAAUCAUAAGCGAAUUACUGAUAAAUCGAUCAUAUUUUAUCUAUUAUAUUUACUGCGAGCUAUGUUUCAGCUGCCCGCUGCUUAAUUUCAAUUUAAGUAACUACUUCAGCAGAACCUUAUGAGCAAUUUCAGCGUAGGAAAUGCAGUACAGCUGGGUUCAGAGCUAAAACGUGGACAGGUUACAAGUUUGUACGUUUCACCGUGUUGGUUUAUUCUACGAAUUCAGAGUUAUUGAUUUACGAAAAAGUAUGUUAAUCUAUACAGACCGUACUAGAGCUGACUGAGGCUGCAAAAAGAAUUGCUAAAAUUAAACAGUUGGCUAUUCUAACCGAACUUAUUGCCAUAAUAAUCCUAUAGGAUUCCCGGCUGCAAGCUCUAAUAUCACUGUUAUGAUAAAUACGCCUCUGGGUCUCGUUAACGAACAAAUAAAAAGAUAAGCUAAAUUGAGUUUGAAUCUUCCAUAUUUGUUCCGCGAUUGUAUGUGAUGACAAACAGUGAGCCUGAAAGGCAAUGAAGCGACGCAACGACGUACAGCGAGUACAGAUGCCUCUAGUGUGUUGGAUACAGCAUCUAGGUUUAGAACGCUUGCGUGACUGCUUUUCACGCGACAUCUCCUUUUUUCCAAUUUGAGCCCUUGUUCCUGCUUACAUGUUGCCCCGUCUAGGGCAAUGACUUCUUGCAUUGCACAAUCGCGCAUUGACCAUCGUUACGGCCAGAUAUAUCUAGUAGAAGACGUACGAAAGAAUCGUUUGCAAAGUUAAAGAGCUCGACCCAUUUGUAGUUAGCUUAAAUUUCUGUUGUUUUUAAAGAAAAACGUUACAGUAAAGGGAAGUGAAUAUGUGUGUAUGUUAAGCACAGCAUAUUUGUUGCAGCAGCAACUGUUGAUAUCUCAGCUUUCGUUAUCCUGCCAGAAUUUAGUUCUGUAUUGUUACACUCAGAUAUUCCAUUGAGGUUCCUCAUUUGUGUUGUAAGUCAAGAAUAUAGCCGACUUUCAAAUACGAACUUAAUAGACCAAAACCAAAAUGAAGUCUGCCUGGUCACUGGCAGUAUUUACAA
Varroa destructor (honeybee mite) is the source of this 1638-nucleotide messenger RNA. RefSeq lists its product as uncharacterized. Lineage: Eukaryota; Metazoa; Arthropoda; Arachnida; Mesostigmata; Varroidae. The record is from RefSeq and is a predicted model, not a curated record.